This is a messenger RNA of Perognathus longimembris pacificus (Pacific pocket mouse), 2099 nucleotides long. It is a transcript of the gene Pgf, whose product is annotated as placental growth factor. The record is from RefSeq and is a predicted model, not a curated record. Lineage: Eukaryota; Metazoa; Chordata; Mammalia; Rodentia; Heteromyidae. Gene Ontology annotation, biological process: positive regulation of protein phosphorylation; response to hypoxia; sprouting angiogenesis. Gene Ontology annotation, molecular function: vascular endothelial growth factor receptor binding; chemoattractant activity; growth factor activity. The transcript has 6 exons. Bases 692 to 1234 code for a protein of 180 amino acids. Gene Ontology annotation, cellular component: membrane.
GCUGAGAAUGAGACAAGGGGUCCUACUGGGUCUGUCUCUUGGGUGAGUGGCCGGAGGUCCUGAGUGAAGGGCCUGGGGAAGUGAGCAGGGCCCUUUUCCCAGGAGCUGGGUGAGUCUGGCCAGGAGCCAGAUUGGGCAGUGAAAUCUUGACAAAGCCAAUGAGCUCCCUUUCCACUGUGUUGCCUGCCACAGGAGUCCCCAGCCCCGGGCCAGGAGUGGGUGGGCUGGGCAGUCGCCUGGCCUAGCAGCCCAGUCAUCAGCCUGCUUGCUGCAGGGCUGGCCAGAGGUGUAACGUUACCAACAGCCUGCAGCCUGCUCCAGCCCCUCAGCCCCCACCAGCUGAUCACCUCCCUGGGCUCUGGCUCCCAGCCAAGGCGGGCUGUACAGGCUCAGCAUGGCUGGCCUGGGGGCUGGGUAGAAGGGAGACCCCACAGGAUUGUAUUAUCUUUGGGAUACAGGAGGCUUCCAAAAGUCUCCAGCCUCUCAGGCUUUUCCAAAGAAGAAACUGAGGCCAAAGAGAGCUGGAACUUACCCAGGGUCCAGCUGGUUUUGAGUUGCACCUGUAAAGGGACAGCUCUCAGAUAGGACAGAGCAUGUGUGUGUGUACACAGGGUAGUAGGGGGUUUAGAAGGGCCUCUACCCUCCUGCCAUCAUAGUUGGUCCCAGAUGGCAGAGCCUCAAGGAAACAUGCAUGCACACACGUGCAUGCAUGUAUACAUGUGCACAUGAGUGCAAGCACACACACAUACACAUACACACACACGCCCUUAUCUUUGCACCUUUCUGUCCACAGCAGAGGGCCCUGUCUGCUGGGAAUGGCUCAUCAGAAGUGGAAGUGGUGCCUUUCCACGUAGUGCUGGGCCGCAGCUACUGCAGGCCAAUGGAAACACUGGUGGAUAUUCUGACUGAGUACCCCAGCGAGGUGGAGCACAUAUUCAACCCUUCCUGCGUCUCCCUCAUGCGCUGUACCGGCUGCUGUGGCGAUGAGCAACUGCACUGUGUGCCAGUGAAGAUGGCCAAUGUCACCAUGCAGAUCCUGAAAAUUCCCCAUCAGCUUGAGCUGCAGGCCACCAUGGUGGAGCUGACAUUCUCUCAACAUGUACUCUGUGAAUGCAGACCUCUGGAGUUGACAAAGCCAGAAAGGAGGAGACCCAAGGGCAGGGGAAAGAGGAAGAAAGAGAAGCAGAAACACACAGACUGUCAGAAAGCCCACCUGGGUGGUGACUGGAGCUAACCAGCUCCUUGGAGGAGAGACCCCAUGCCCAGCUCGUAUAUUUAUUACCGUUACCCUCAGUGACCUCCUGCUGGUACCUCCCCUCUAUUUAUUAGCCAACUGUACCCCUGCUGAAUGACUUGCUCCCUCCAAGACGAUGGGCAGGGAGGGACGGGACCCUCAGGAAUUCAGUGCCUUAAACAGAACGUGAGAGAAAAAAAAAAAUGAAGCCAGCCAUAGACCUGUGGGAGCUUCGGCUUGGGAAGAAGCAAGACACGUGGCCUUGCAAGGGGCAAACUAGGGUACAGUGGCCCCAAGAGUCUCCAGGAGAAGGCAGAAGACAAGAGAGUGACCAGACUCUGACCCCAGGCUAUCCCUGGACAGCAGCUCUUAUCCUGGGAGCUCCUGACGGAGGCUGGGCUUUGGGUGUCUGCUGCAGCCGCUGCGGCCCUGCUGGAGCGGACAACAGGCAGUCAGUGGAGGGGACCCAGCCACGACCUCAACAUUCUCCUCGUCCUGGUGGACGCUCUUCACACUGGAGACUCGGACCUUCACUUCUGCAGAGCAGUGCCUGUGGUGGGGCUUUGCUGCUCCUUAUCCUUGAUCCCAUUUUGCCACCUGCUCAUUUCAGAAUAUUGUUCCAGCAAGGUGCCACCACCCUGCCCCCUCUCAGGGACACAGACCAUGGCCUGGCAUUGAACAGACUGCAGGCUGGACAAGGAGCAGCCUGGCCAAAUGGACUUGAAGUCACCAGGAGAGGGAUGGUGUGGCCCUAGCCCCAUGGCUGUGCACAGUGAAGCAGAUCCCCCAAGGCACUGGUGCUCCACCAGCUGCCCCUGCGGGCCAUCCGACUGCCAAGCUAGAUUCUCUUGAAUAAAGUAUUCUA